This is a messenger RNA of Chironomus riparius, 549 nucleotides long. The record is from the annotation of a GenBank genome assembly. Lineage: Eukaryota; Metazoa; Arthropoda; Insecta; Diptera; Chironomidae.
AUGGUUAAGGAAUACUUCAAAUCGUUAUCAAAUACAUCCACAACAUCCAUGGAAUCGGGAAUAUUUGAUGUGGACAUAACAAGUGACGAUGAAUAUGAUUUGAGACAAAAAGUGCAUGUUGGUGAAAAAGUCAAAGAAAUUUUGAGUGAAGCACAAAAUGAAAAUCGCUUAAUUUGCGGAUGGAAAGAUACAAUCAAAUAUUUGAACGAGACGGAAAACCCAGAACACUCAUUGUUUUUCAUUCUUGUUCCAUCCAAUUCCGAUGAUAAGUUAUCACAUAUGCAAGAAGUCAUGACAAGAGCAUAUUGUCUUGAAAAUGAUAUUUAUGUCAUUCAAAUUGACAACAUUGAAAAGUUUAAUUCAAUUAUUGGAACUAAAUCUCAUCACACUUGUGCACUCAUUCAACGAUCAUCCACAAUCAAAAUUGAACAUCCAGAUGAUGAAAUUGAUCUUGAUGAAUUCUCAGAAUUAGAAAAUGACUUGAUUGACUACUGUGAAGACAACUGGUCAGCAAGAGUACAACCAAUCAUUAGAUUACCAGAAAAAUGA